This is a messenger RNA of Hydractinia symbiolongicarpus, 2125 nucleotides long. Its product is annotated as 1-acyl-sn-glycerol-3-phosphate acyltransferase gamma-like. NCBI's taxonomy places the organism in Eukaryota, Metazoa, Cnidaria, Hydrozoa, Anthoathecata, Hydractiniidae. Gene Ontology annotation, molecular function: 1-acylglycerol-3-phosphate O-acyltransferase activity. Bases 298 to 1416 code for a protein of 372 amino acids. Gene Ontology annotation, cellular component: endomembrane system. The transcript has 8 exons. The record is from RefSeq and is a predicted model, not a curated record.
UUUAGCUACAGAACAAUAUAGGGGUGACUAAAUUACAAUUUUUUCUCACAUAACUGCAAUGUUUACAAGGAGCACCUGAAAAAAUAUAUCUAAAGAAGUAUGAGGGUGUUAAGCAAUCGUGUAUAGCUCAUGUUGUCAUUGGAGUAUAGAAAUCAAGAUAGUAAAUUAUAUGCAUUGUAUUUCUUUAAAAAAAGUUUUUCUUUUUCUUAAAAUUCUAAACAUUAUGAUGUCACUAUGACAAGAAUUUAUUAAAACGUGCUGAUUUAUGUUUUACUUUUACUUUUUCAGCAAAAUACAAUGUUUUUAUCUCAUUUGCUUUUUGUGUGGCUCACUGUUGUAUUUUUCAUUAGUGGCUUGUUGAUCAACUUGGUUCAAUUUUGUGUUUUACCAUUAUAUUGGGUCCAUCGAAAGUUAUAUCGUAUACUUAUAUCAAAAUUAUGUUAUUGUUUAUAUUCAGAUUUCACGUUUCUUGCAGAGUGGUGGGGCACUACCAACUUAACAGUGUAUGCCGAAGAUGAUGUUUUAAAGCAAAUGCAACAUGAAAAGAUAAUAGCUAUUUUGAAUCAUUACAGUGAUGUUGAUUGGCUGAUUGGUUGGGUAUUUGCUGAACGAAUUGGUGUAUUAGGUAGUGUAAAGGUUGCUAUGAAACAUGGAAUACAAUAUGUUCCUACACUUGGAUGGGCAUGGUGGUUUGCUGAAUUCACCUUUCUAAAACGAAAUUGGCAAACAGACAAAGAUCAUUUAAUGAAAACUAUGAAAGGAUUAAAAAAUCACAAAAUCCCAUAUGCAAUGACUUUGUUUUGCGAGGGAACUCGAAGGACUGAAGAUAAACUUAAAGCUAGUCAAGAGUAUGCGAUUCAAAAUAAUAUGAAACCAUUAAAGCACCAUUUAGUACCCAGAGCAAAAGGUUUUUCUAUGAUGAUACAUGAGCUGUAUCACGAAGUGCCAGCAGUCUACGAUCUAGAGUUUGCUUUUCCAAACCCUGAAAAAUGUACUAUCGUUAAUUUAAUUAAUCGAGGAAAAGUUGAUGUUCAUCUGCAUAUAAGACGUAUACCAAUAAGUGAUAUUCCAACAUCCAGCAUAGAAGAGACUUCGGCGUAUUGUCAACUCUUGUACCAACAAAAGGAUGAACUGUAUGAGCACUUUGUGAAGCAUGGUGAAUUUCCAGGCAAAAAAGUUGCACUUGAACGUGGCAUAUGGAACUUUGUGACACUUUCUUGUCACAAUGUUAUUGUCUUCGUGGUAUUGUUGACCUUGUUGAAGCACUGUGUGUAUUUGUUUGGCCCUGUCUUCACUACGUCGUUUUUGGUGUUACUUGGAAUAUCUGUCUUUGCACUUGUGAAGAUGUUGUUACGUGUCACGCAAACACACAAAGGAAGCUCUUUUGGGCUGAAACACGAAAAGAAAGAAAAAUAAAAACCCUAGUACAUCACACAAACAUGGUUUUAUUACUUGUCGCAUGCUUCUUUUAAAAAAUGAAUUUCUUUCAAUGUUUGUUGUUGCUUGUGCGAAUUAUUUAUAGUAUAUUUAUUAUGCACAUACAAUAACAUUCGCUAAAGCUACAUUUACAUGUACGUUUUCUUUUACGUAAGGACUUACGUAAAAUUUUUGGAACGUAAGAAAAUUUUAUCUUACGUACAGUUUUGUUCACGUAUGUGAUAACGUAUAUCAGUUAGUUCAAAUCAUUUUUUGAUGUGGUGGUGGUGUUUAAAAAGCGACAUUGUUGAAUAAGAAUAAAAAAGAGUCUGGGUAAGAAUUACAAACUUAGAUAGGCAAAUCUCUGAUACGUUUGUUUCAAUUUUUAUCCCUACCAAAGUGUCUGAUUGAAUAUAAUUUUUCAGGUAAUCGAUUUUAAAUUGACUUUUCAUGCAUGUUUUUACUUAGUUAGGUUACGUAAUCAAAUUCGAAUCCUAAAUCGAAGUUUCUUUCUUUGUUUAACGUACUUUUACAUCGCGUUUCUUACGACCAAAAAUGGUGUAGAAGCCUAACUUGCACGUAAGGUGUGACGUAAGUUGCGUAGUGGUUUUUAUUUUUACCUAAGUCAGAUGAACAUGCUUCCUUGCGUACGCUCUCACGUAAAAAUAUACGCACAUGUGUAUGUAGCUUUACAAACAAAUAAACAAAA